GUCCAACGAUUCUUCUGCGUUCAUAUCAGGAAAGCAGUGCUGACCCACCAAAAGGAAACAGCUCCACAUCUGUCACUCAUACAGUGGUUACAGCUGAAUUUCCAGCAGGUAUGGAGAAACCUCCUACCAUUAAAUCGAUCCACAGAUCCAGAAUGACGCAGCGUAAAGAGGGGGAGAAUAGAGCUUCAGCGAUUUCAAGAGAUCCAGAUCAGAGACGGGCAAAGUCAGGCCACCACACUGGAGCUCCAUCAGCCAGGAAGGAGAAGAGGCAGAUGGAGAAGCCAGAGACAAACCAGGAGAAGGGGAAGGAGGAGAAGGAGGAGGUUAUGGCCAAAUCUACUGUGGUGGACAUAGACCGCGUUAGAGAUAACGAGGUCCAGGAGGAGAACAUGGGGCUGUUGGAAGCAGCGGAGCAGGAGGAUGGUCUAAAGCGUAAGAGCCUGGGACCAUUUGAGUGGCUGCUGAUGGUGUUUGUCCUGACUCUGGUUCUCCUCUUCCUUCCUCUUUCCAUCUGGUUCUGCAUUAAGGUCAUCCGAGAGCACGAGAGAGCUGUGAUCUUCAGACUUGGUCAUCUAUUGCGAGGAAAACCCAAGGGACCAGGCCUGCUUUUCUACCUUCCAGUCCUUGAUAUCUGUCACAUAGUUGAUAUUCGGCUCCGGAUGUUAAAGGUUCCUCCUCAUGUGGUGGUGACCAAGGACCUAGCAAGGCCAGAGCUGAGCGCGGUGUGUUAUUACCAGAUAGAAAAUGUGGCUCUAUGCAGUGCAGCUCUAUCCAGCCUGACCUUGGUGCUGCAGAGUCUGGUUCAGGCAGCUAUCAGAGACGUUUUUGCCCAGUAUAGUUUCAGUCACAUCCUGCGGUCCAGGCGGAGGAUUGGAGGACAGAUAAAAACAGCUCUGGACUCUGUUACUUGUCGCUGGGGAAUCAAAGUGGAGAGAGUGGACAUAGAUGAACUCAGUUUUCCUUUGGAGCUACAACAGAGUCUGGCUGCAGAUACUGAGGCUAAGAGACAACAGCAGGUCAGACAGGUAAAGGCAUCAGAAGGAGAGACAGCUGUCUGGGAAGGCUUUAGAGCCUCCCUCCGUCACCUCCAGCCUGCCUUGGUCCUUCCUCUGCCUCCAGAUCUCCUCAACAUAAACCCUGAGCUCACCUCUCUCCCACCACCUCCCCCACCUGCGUCGGAUGAGGACGAAGGUUUGAUGUUGGCGAAGCCAGAGACAGACUCACCAAUGAUAUGAAAAACCAAUGACAUUUAAUUUAUGUCUUGAUCAAAACACUGAUAAAUUAACUAGAUAUAUCAAAUUAUGCUAAUAUUCUAGUUUAAAUGAAAGCUGAAUUCAGUGAGCACAACAAUAAUAAAAAGCUUUGUUA
Molecule: messenger RNA, 1368 nt
Organism: Cyprinodon variegatus (sheepshead minnow)
Lineage: Eukaryota; Metazoa; Chordata; Actinopteri; Cyprinodontiformes; Cyprinodontidae
Gene: nphs2
Product: nephrosis 2, idiopathic, steroid-resistant (podocin)
Exons: 7
Coding region: 111-1235 (374 amino acids)
Cellular component (GO): plasma membrane
Source: RefSeq, a predicted model, not a curated record